Molecule: messenger RNA, 830 nt
Organism: Macrobrachium nipponense
Lineage: Eukaryota; Metazoa; Arthropoda; Malacostraca; Decapoda; Palaemonidae
Product: apolipoprotein D-like
Exons: 5
Coding region: 165-713 (182 amino acids)
Biological process (GO): response to reactive oxygen species; lipid metabolic process
Cellular component (GO): cytoplasm
Molecular function (GO): pigment binding
Source: RefSeq, a predicted model, not a curated record
CGAGAAGAAGUGAAUUAAGGCGAAUCCUUUUGGCAACAUGAGUUUACCUUAGUCACGCGACAGCUUAUGGCCAGUUCGACGGAAUCUGUACGUUCAGUACGAACAGCGGAAAGGCCUCGAAGAAGUUGGUCAGUGUUCCUGUAUCCUGUGAGAGGUGGUGAAACAUGAGUAACUUUUUCAUCUACAUUGCUGUAACAAUCGGUGUUGCAGGACUGUGUAAUGGAGGUUGUCCUGAAGUGAAACUCAAGGAAAAUUUUUCUCCAGACAAGUACCUCGGUAAUUGGUAUGAAAUUCAGUCACAGCCAAGCAUAUUCCAGACCAUUAAGUCUUGUAUGUCUAGUUCUUAUAAAAUGGUUGGAGACGAGAUACAAGUUUCCUCCAAAGGCCUUGACAGUUCAGGAUCACCUGCAACUAACACAGCUACCUUGUCCAUUGACCCCAAAAACCCUGCUCAUAUGACAACAGAUUUCGUUCCUGGGAUUUCUCCUCCUUAUGACAUUGUGGAUACAGACUAUGACACCUUCUCUUGUAUCCACUCGUGUGUUAGCAUAAUGGGAAUGAAAACCGAAUUUGUCUUCAUCUACUCUCGCAACCGAACCCUAAAUCCAGAAUCUGUAAAACACUGUCGUAGCAUUUUCGAGAGUUAUGGCAUAGAUACUAGUGGGCUUGUCGAUGUAGUACAAACUAACUGCCACGAUCAUUCAGAUUUGUGAUUAUUCAAACAAAGACAAUUCAUUAUACCAACUUCAUUAGGGUUUACAACCCAAGCAGACUGAGAGUGAAAAUCAGUAUCAACCAAAUUAUCAAGAAUCAAUAAAAUACUACAUACA